CAACUACAAGUGUCUGUUAGCCUGCCACGCUUUGCAACCCCAUUCACCACCCCCUUUUAAGACCGUUGAUUAUGAUUGAUGUGCAACUGAUUCUAGCCAACUCAGACAACCCUAGCUUUCUAGAUGGUGUCAUUUCCCAGUUAGACCACACCGUCGAAGGCUUAGCGGCAUCGCUCAGUGAUCCAGCGCUUCUCAGCGAAGAGUCUCUCAGAUCGCAGUUGCAGUCGCCAGCAUGCAAGUUGAACGUCUCUUUGGAGGACCACGGAGUCAACUAUAACCAACUAGCGCUUCAGGAUGAGGAGCUCGAGGCAAUUCUGCAGAGCUUGAACCGGCUAUGGUUGAUCAAAGGGUUAUCAACCGAGGUGCAAGGCUUUUUGGACCAGAACGAAUUGCUAUCUUCGCUCCACUAUUUGAGCAAGCUUAUUUCCAAGAACGAAGAAUUGCAGAGGGAAACGUCUCACCAAACGGAAAACUUGCUCAUUGCGUCUGACCUUUCUGCCGCCAUCUCCGGCUUCAAGAAGCAGGCGGUGGCCAAACUCGCAGCCUUGUUUGACCAGUUCAUUAUCUUGGGAAACACCCUGGACUGCCAUUUCUUUUCUGAAACCAUCACAAACCACGAAUUAGAGACUCAGCUCUCGUACAUUGAGUACCUUGAAAUCUUGGAAGAACACAAGGUCCUUCUCGACGGCGAUGCCACCAUCGAUGGAAAGUUUACCGCGGUGGCUGACUAUUUCAAGACCCAGAUCUUGCUCGUAACUGAGUCUUCAACCAAGCAGCUUGCUUUGAGGUACAGUGAUUCUAACGACGAUGAGAUGAUUCUUGAGCAGCUCUCAGCCGCCGUGAGCCCAGAGGAGGAUUUCAACCAGUAUGUCAGCUCCAUUGGUGCGUUGAUAAAGUUUGUGGGAAAUAUUCCCCGAGUGUCUGACGCUGUGCUCGAGCCGUUGAUCCAUUCGUUGAAUGCCAGUGUUGCCAAACACAUCUCCCAGAUCGUGCUGAAUUCGUCUGCCGCUGCAUUGGAUAAGUUGGUAAACUCCAUCCGCUUGAUGUGGUCGCGGCAGAUUGACCACCUUGUGAAGACCACCAAGUAUCUGACCGAAGCUCCCGACCUCAAGAUCGUCACUGCGACCGAUGACGCAGUCUACCACGAGAUCUAUGCCGACGUGAAGCUCGCAAGCGCGUUGGCGAGCUUGGAGGGCUACUUUAGCGGCGUUUCCGCCAAAGAGUUUAAUGAAGAAGAGCUAGUUACGGUCGAUGGAACGGAAGAAGAACCAAGGAAACCACCCAUGAGAGAGCCUACGAAUCCAGCGCCCGUGGACGAGUGGGACAACGGAGCCUGGGACGAGGAGAUUGCCUUUGACGACGAUGAACCGGCAGCGUCGGAACCGGUAACGUCGGAACCGGUAACGUCAGAACCGGCAGAGGAUGGAUGGGACUGGAACGAAGAGCUUGACCUGGACGAGGCCCCAAAAACCAAGCCUAGAGCUGCGGAUGGUUGCUACAAAACCACGUACAUCCCAGAGAAUUUGUUUGCGCUCACCACUCAAUUCGCACAGGAGUCACUUGAGUUGUUUCCGCUUGAAACCAUCACCGCCAACUCGGCCUAUCUCUUAAAACUGAUCUUGAUGCUCAGUGGGCUCAAAUACCCGAAUAAGAUCGUCUUAUACAAUGAUUUAAAGCAUUUGCGCCAUUUGUUAGUCACUUCCGGGGUGAUGAUGGACACCCAGGUGUUGGGCGACCAGUUGACCCAGAUCCUAAACGCUCAAUACGACCGAAUGUUUGCGCCUACCAUCCAGCAGGUGCUGGCGAUAGACUUUGAGCAUUUGCUCAGCAAUCCACACAACGCUACCAAGCGUGAGACAUUGUCCCACUUUUUGCGGAGCGAACUCAGUUCGAGGUACGAAGCGAUUGCGUAUCUCAACCCGUUGGUAGCCGACAAGUUGGAGGCGACGUUUAUCAACAACCUUCACGCCCUUUUGAUUCAAAAAAUCACCAGCAUGGUUGACAUCUCGGAAGAGGAAUCGGAGGAGUUGUCUCGGUUGAUUGACGAGUGUCUAGAAAACCUCCCUGUGCCCGAGUCCCAGAUCCAGCACUUGAACAAGCUCCGUAUGUUGAAGUACAUUUUGCUGAGCCAUUUGAAGGACAUCAUGGAGCGGUUCUACAACUCCGAUUUUUUCGAGUUUGAAACAAGCGAGUUGAACGGCUUGCUCAAGUCACUUUUUAUGGAGAGCGAGUUGCGAAGCAGAUCCAUCCAGGACAUCUGGGAUAUCAGACAGGCUGAUUAGCUGCCCAUUGGCCGUCGAAACUUGUUUUACGUUCAGAAUCAUCCCUCUGUCGCAGGAUUAAUAAUAUACCCUACUGGUUUCACAACCAAGUGUAAGCGGUAUUUCGUUUUCUCUUGCGGACAUUUACCAGCGCCAAGCAAUGGAGACUUUUCCGUAGCUCAGAUAUCCCUUUGGCUUGCCUUACUAGACCUGAGACUUACAGAAAAAAAAAUAUUAACAUCCCGUAAGCUCUAUCGUCUAUGCAACAAUAAUUAACACACACAUAUCGCGUAUCCCCUAAAUUCGGUGUUACAAAAAAUUCCAAGGUCUCUUAAGCCAGACCUCUCGGAUGCCUAUUAACUAAUAUUGGUCUGCCACUGCCGCCCACCGUAACCUAAAAUCAACACUGAUAUUUGUUUAUAUGGCCUAAUCCACAAUAAAAAGGCUGUCAAUGACAUCCUACGCCA
This is a messenger RNA of Babjeviella inositovora NRRL Y-12698, 2728 nucleotides long. RefSeq names its product Dsl1p (gene DSL1). The record is from RefSeq and is a predicted model, not a curated record. The transcript has a single exon. Lineage: Eukaryota; Fungi; Ascomycota; Pichiomycetes; Serinales. The coding region runs from base 72 to 2282 and encodes 736 amino acids.